CUGCUAGUACCUACUGCUAUUACUAUUACUACUAUUACUACUACUACUACUACUACUUCUACAAAUACUACGACUAGACGGGACUCUGCGACGAUCUCCAUCGCGACCAUGACGCUCGUCUUCGGCAUCCUCGUCGCGUUCGUCUCCGCCGUCGGCUGUCAGACGUAUUUGCCAUCGAAUGAAAUGGCCAAAAGAUCGUACCAAAGCUAUACACCGUAUAAUGGUACAACAGUGCAAUAUUAUUUGGAUGACGUUGAUGAUAUAGAUGAUGAAGACACGGACGAAGACGACCUGAAAUCUGAUGAUGAUGAUCGGACUUACAAAAAUCCAAGAAAGCUACCAUCAUCCGAAUGUCCCAGAAACGAAGAUCAAGCAGCAUUCAUGGGACAAUCAUGUUUACGAAAAUGUUCGUCUGAUGAAGAUUGUAAAAGUAAGAAAAAACAUUGUCUCUGUGAUGGACUUUGUGGGAUGUCAUGUGUAAAACCAGAGAGAGAAUGCGACGAAUUGCCGAAUCCGGAACACGGCGUUGUACAAAUGACCGGAAGACUAUUUAGUGACAAAGCUACUUACAGUUGCGAGAUUGGAUAUCAGUUGAUUGGCAGAGACCACAGAAUUUGCCACGCCACCGGCUCGUGGUCUGGUGUAGCACCUUUCUGCAAACAAAGUGUGUUUUGCAAAUCUCCUCGUGUAAUCGAAAAUGCAGGUAACAAUGCUUUUCCGGAUCAGCAAACAUUUGACGUCGGAUCUGAAGUUGAGUACCGAUGUAAAGACGGAUUUACGAUGAGAGGUUUCGCCAAAGCUAAAUGUUUGGCAAUGGAUAUAUCAGCUUCGUGGUUUGGACCAGAUAUAACAUGUGAACCGAGAACUUGUGGCUCUCCUGGUGUAAUUCCAAACGGUUGGCAUCAAGGCGACUGUUCAGACUUCGGCUGCCGUGUAUUCUACAAGUGUUUGAACGGUUACGAACUAAUUGGAAAAUCGGAACGUCUCUGUCAUUCGGACGGAUAUUGGGUACCAAAAGAUUUACCCUCGUGUGUGCUGGUUUCAGCGGUUGACUGCGGUCCUCCCGAAAGUCCGUUCAACGGAAACGCGGUAUUCACGUCUACGUCCUACAAUUCGGUAGUAUCAUACGAAUGUAAAUACGGAUAUAUACUAUCCGGUGAGCCGACUAGGAGGUGCGGUGCAGAUGGCAAGUGGUCAGGCACAACGCCAAUAUGUCAAGAGAUAGAUUGCGGAUCUCCGGGAGAGCUUCAUAAUGGUUGGCUAGAGAACACUGAAAGCGGCACUGGUCUAGGCACAACGAUUAUUUACCGAUGUCAAGACGGAAUGCUUCUUGUAGGGAAUUCUUCGACAGUGUGCCUUGCCGAUGGACAGUGGCGUUAUCCACCACCGCUAUGUCUAGCUCCAUGUGUCGUGCCGGUUAUCCAACAAGGUUAUGUGAAUAUCACUCGAUCGAACGAUUCUACUCCUUAUACACCGAAAACAACUAGUGGUUCUAUUUUAGCAAAACACGGUGACAAACUGUCUGUAAAGUGCAACGCAAAAUAUGAGCCAGCUGUUGGGAACAACGAUCUUGCUACGUGUAAUAAUGGUACAUGGACUUACAUACCGAAAUGCGAACCAGCACAUUGCAAACGUCUACCACUGAUUCCAAAAAACGGCAUAGUUCUGGCACCACGAAUGGGUCAUGGUGCCAAAGCAAAGUUUUCUUGUCGAGAUGGCUACGCACUAGUGGGGGACCGAUACACAGAAUGCCGGUACGGAAAUUGGUCCGGAGAAACUCCAAAAUGCGACGAAGUUUAUUGCACUUUUCCUGGUUAUAUAGAAAACGGUAAAGUUUUAUUAGUGGGAAGUAUGGGUGUUUAUGACUAUAGACCAUAUGUUCGUAAGAUAAAAAACAACAAGCAAAUCUCGUUUGAAUGCGAUCGAGAAUAUGUAAUCGAAUCAGGACCUGUGGGUGCAACCUGUAUCGGAGGAAAAUGGAGUCCCGGAUAUCUACCGAAAUGCGUACCGUCAAUACAUCCGAAACUCAGGCUCAGUAGAUCUAUAAAGAAUAGUACUGAAAAUAAUACAAAUGAACUGAUUACAGAAAAACCAGGUUCUUAUCGAAUCGUUAAUUUAAUAAGCUCUAUAAAAGCUUGGUGGAAAAGAAGUAAACGUGCAUUAUCAGCACAAAAUCAACAAGUUAUGAAAGCCAAACAAACAUCUAAUAAAGAUCAAACAGCUAAAAAUCCUGGAGUAAAUAGAGGAUCUAGAGGUCGGGAAUCUGGGGAUUUAUCUUUCAAAGAUUAUGACACUGAAGAUGGUAAUUCUACAAUAGAUGGAGAAAAAGCACCGCACAAAGGUUCUAAAGGAAAAGGCAAACAUGGAAAACGAAAAGUUGGUCCUUGCGAACCUCUAAAAAAUAGCUCCAAUAUACAUAUUGAAAUAGUGAGGCCAGGGAGGCACGUAAAUGUAACUCAUUCACAUGGAACUUUAUUAAAAGUUACGUGUGAUCAUGGUUACCAACCUAACGUGGCAAAUGGAACAGCCAAAUGCUGGAGAACUCGAUGGAAGCCAGCAAAACCCGACUGCAAACUUAAACCUUGUUUAAUACCAUACUCAGCUAAUGGUUUUUACAGUAAAGUGGAACCCACGUAUUUAAAUGUAACUGAAAGUUCAGAGUUUAUGGAUGGUGAAGUCGUAACUAUUACAUGUUUUCCUGGGUUUAAUUUGAAAGGCCCUUCUAGAAUGGAAUGUAGAAAAGGCGACUGGGAUAUUGGAACUAUUUCUGAAUGUACUCCUGCUCCAUGCGAGUUGCCGGGUAUAACACAUGGACAAUACUUACUUGGAUAUCGAGCAGGUCUUACGAUAGCGAAUGGAUCAUUCGUUACCUUCCAAUGCGAUCCAGAGUUCAUAAAAACUACAUCAGUUUCUAUUGAAUGUGUAUUAGGUCGAUUAGUUCCCAAAGUUCCUUCCUGUAAAAGAGAUGGCGGAUUAUUCAUUACCGGUGCGGAUAUUUUGAAAAAAAGCGAAUUAGGCACCAUUGAUCUUUUGUCUGGACUUCGAGGAUCUUGCGGGCCCCCAGAAUCGGUCCACGGAUCAAUGGUGUUUAGAAAUGGAGAAUUAUUAAAAGACGCAGAAAAAAGUUUCCCCGAUGGAACAGAAGUAACAUUUAAUUGCAUCGGAAACAUAAUAGACGAAAAGGUCACAUGGAGAAUACGAUGUGAGGACGGUAACUGGAUUGGUCGAUCAUUAAAUUGCACGAAACCCGUUGAAACUAUGAAUUCCACUUUAGACAACACCACUUGUAUGUUUCGAAACAGCGAGCCUAACGUGGUGACGUUUAUAGGUGACACGAUGAUCACGAACGAAUUAACUGAGUUUAAUGCAGGAACGGUUUUGGUAUCUCGAUGUUCAGACAUUGGAAAAUAUGCAAUGGAAGGAUCCAACAGGCGAGUAUGUUCGAAUGGUGAAUGGUCCGGACAACGUCCAGUUUGCUUUGGGCUUAACCAAGAAAACGAUUAUGCACUGGAAAAACCUCCAACAAUACUGUUUCGCCAUCAACUAGGACCAAUAGCACAGAGUAACGAGGGACGACUAGUCGUUUACCCAGGAACUAUAUUGCACAUGGAGUGUUUGUGGAUCAAACGAUUCGGCACUCCGAAAUGGAACGUCAGUCAUUCGUUCCGAAAGUAUCCCGAGGGAUGGACCACCGACCCCGGCCGAGACCCGGAUCUCGAAUACAGGUUGAGUAUAUAUCACGCGAGUAGAGACGACUCCGGGCUGUUUUCUUGCAUCACUCCUACCAGGCACACUCAUUCUGUUGAAAUAAUCGUAAAAGCCGUGCACUGUCCUUCUAUCCCGUCGAAACGAAGUUUGAUCAUUGGUUCGCAAAACACAAAACUAAACUCUCGCGUAAAGUUUUCUUGCGCUAGAGGCAACAAUUUGAUCGGGACCACUGAAAUCGUUUGUUUGCCUUCGGGUAACUGGAGCGAUCCAAUCCCCACAUGCGAGAUCAUCGAGUGUGAAAAGAUCGAUAACCUAACCGACCCAAAUUUACGAAUAGCUACGCUCAGUCGUCAAGUGGGGGGUGAAAUAAUGUUCAGCUGUAUGCAAGGAUUCGGACUCGACGGGCCAACACAUUCGACGUGUCUGCCAACGGGUGAAUGGGAACAGCCGUUCCCUACAUGUGCAGCGGUCACUUGUCCCUGGCCAGGGGACCCGCCGCACGGUUACGCGGCCGUCUCGCAAAACUCAUACAGGCCUGGCGAACACGUGUCCAUCAGCUGCGAACCGUACUACGUGUUGGACGGUCAGCCCAAGCUCGUUUGUGGGGACAAUGGAGAGUGGUCAGCGCCAAUGCCAAUCUGUGUUCAAGCUUGCCCGUACCCAGGCACAGUUAUCCGAGGUCGGAUGUCCACUGUCAAGUUUUAUUACGCCAUCGGUGACGUGAUCACCUUCAGCUGUGAUGAGAACUUGAAAAUCAAAGGCGCUUCUGUGCUACGAUGCCUCAAAUAUGGAAAAUGGUCAAACUCCAUACCGACUUGUGUGUCCAGGAAUGAAACUCAGCGAACCUAGUAGAUUCGUGUUUCGUCACUCACACAACAUCCCGCCGACAUAUAACGUUAUAAUAUAUAUCUCAUACGACGAUACGUGAAGUAGUCACAAUUAUUCUUUAUUAUUAUUAUUAUUAUUAUUUUGGAUCUCUAAAAUAACGUUUGAGUUUUUAAAAUAUGUAUCGACGUCGUAUUCCCAACAAUACUACAAUAAUAAUAGUAAAAUUCAUAAAAACUUUAAUAAGUUUACUGAGCGUUAAUAUGCGUUUUCGACAACGUGCGAGAAAUUGAAUCGUCUGAAUCAAAAAUUUCAGACGAUCUCAGAAUAUAGUAGAAUUAUACCAUUGAAGAAAUAUAAUUUGAAUAAAUUUCGCUUACGAUUUAUUAUUACACCGUUAUUAGUUAUUACAUAAGUCAUAACAUACAGCUGGUUCAACUUUAUGCCACGCGGUAGUUGGGCUUAGCCGUCUUUUUUCCACUUUGAGCGAGAGUUCAUAUGCUCCGAAAAUGCAUUAUUUGUUUAUUAGUAAACUGAGGCGAGUUAUGUUUAUGACAUACUUGAAUAAUAUGAUUAAACAUUUUAUGAAUUUUUUAGAUUUUAAACGUCACUCUAUAAUGUCCACAAGUAGUUUAAAAACUCGAUCUACAACUAACGUAAAACAAUGUGUGUAUAAAUGUGUUUGUCGCAUAGUACGAGUACCUAGUACCUACCCAUUCUGUUUGUAUAGUAUACAUAAUUUAUUAAAUAUUUAUUAUAUAUAUAUAUUUAUAUAUUGCGUAUUAUUAUUGACAAUAAUAUACAUAUUUAUUUUACCGUUUUCAAUAUAAAAACGGCAGUGAUAUGAUUUUAGAAUCAAAUACAAAUAAACAAAAAUAUAUUAUCAUAAUGUUAUCAAAAGUAGAAUAAAUACCUAUACUAAACCGUAAUAUUAUAGUAAUACAACUUUCUUUUAAUACGCGUCGUUUGACUAUACUCUCUUAUAACG
Melanaphis sacchari is the source of this 5521-nucleotide messenger RNA. RefSeq names its product sushi, von Willebrand factor type A, EGF and pentraxin domain-containing protein 1 (gene Hasp). Lineage: Eukaryota; Metazoa; Arthropoda; Insecta; Hemiptera; Aphididae. Gene Ontology annotation, molecular function: peptidase inhibitor activity. The transcript is spliced from 25 exons. Gene Ontology annotation, cellular component: extracellular region. The coding region runs from base 109 to 4557 and encodes 1482 amino acids. The record is from RefSeq and is a predicted model, not a curated record.